Pteropus alecto (black flying fox) is the source of this 984-nucleotide messenger RNA. It is a transcript of the gene SDS, whose product is annotated as serine dehydratase. Gene Ontology annotation, biological process: L-threonine catabolic process; L-serine catabolic process. The coding region runs from base 1 to 984 and encodes 327 amino acids. Lineage: Eukaryota; Metazoa; Chordata; Mammalia; Chiroptera; Pteropodidae. Gene Ontology annotation, molecular function: pyridoxal phosphate binding; threonine deaminase activity; L-serine ammonia-lyase activity. The transcript has 7 exons. The record is from RefSeq and is a predicted model, not a curated record.
AUGACUUCCAGAGAGCCUCUGCAUGUGAAGACCCCCAUCCGCGGCAGCAUGUCCCUGUCCAAAGUGGCCGGCACCAGCGUCUAUCUCAAGAUGGAUAAUGCCCAGCCCUCAGGCUCCUUCAAGAUCCGGGGCAUCGGACACCUCUGCCAGAUGUGGGCUGAGCAAGGCUGUGAACAUUUCGUCUGUUCCUCAGCGGGCAAUGCGGGCAUGGCGGCCGCCUAUGCCGCCAGGACACUGGGCAUCCCUGCCACCAUCGUCGUGCCUAGCACCACACCUGCUCUCACCAUCGAGAGGCUCAAGAAUGAGGGCGCCAUGGUCCAGGUGGUGGGUGAGAUGUUGGAUGAGGCCUUUGAGCUGGCCAAGGCCCUGGUGAAGAACAAUCCAGGUUGGGUCUUCAUCCAUCCCUUUGAUGACCCCCUCAUCUGGGAAGGCCACACUUCCAUCGUGAAGGAGCUGAAGGAGACGCUGAGCGCAAAGCCGGGGGCCAUCGCGCUGUCGGUGGGUGGCGGGGGCCUGUUGUGCGGAGUGGUCCAGGGUCUGCAGGAGGUGGGCUGGGGGGAUGUGCCUGUCAUCGCCAUGGAGACCAUCGGAGCCCACAGCUUCCAUGCUGCCACAGCCGCCGGUGCGCUCGUCUCUCCUGGAACAUGCGUUGUUGCCAAGGCCCUGUGUGUGAAGACCGUGGGGGCUCAGGCCCUGAAGCUGUAUCAGGAGCACCCCAUUUUCUCGGAAGUUAUCUCGGACCAGGAGGCUGUGGCCGCCAUCGAAAAGUUUGUGGAUGACGAGAAGAUCCUCGUGGAGCCCGCCUGUGGGGCAGCCCUGGCAGCAGUCUACAGCCACGUGGUUCAGAAGCUGCAAGGAGAGGGGAAGCUCCAUGCCCCGCUGUCCUCCCUCGUGGUCAUCGUCUGCGGGGGCAGCAACAUCAGCCUGGCCCAGCUGCAGGCCCUCAAGAAACAGCUGGGCAUGAAGAACGGGCUGCCCAAGUGA